AUGAUUACUGUUCUAAACACUAUCGAUACGGGUCACGAGGAUAUGAUACACGAUGCUGAACUGGACUACUACGGCCUGCGACUAGCUACAUGUUCUUCCGACAACUCAGUAAAAAUUUAUGACAUCAAGAGCGGUACACAAACUCUUGUUGCUGAUCUAAAGGGCCACUUUGGACCAGUUUGGCAAGUGGCGUGGGCACACCCAAAGUAUGGAAAUUUGUUAGCAUCUUGUUCCUAUGAUAGAAAAGUUAUCAUAUGGAAGGAGGCCGGCGAGUGGACAAAGUUAUACGAACAUGCCGGACAUGAGAGCUCUGUAAACUCAAUAGCAUGGGCGCCCGCCGAAUACGGUCUUAUAUUAGCAUGUUGUAGCUCCGACGGGUCCGUUUCCAUCAUUACCUAUUCUCAAGAUGGUGGUAACUGGGAUGUCAAGAAGAUUUCAGGCGCUCAUGCGAUUGGUGUAAACUCUGUUAGUUGGUGCCCUGCGAUAUCUGCAGAUUUGAAUUUGGACCCUCUUAGCAAUAAGGAGGCACCAAAACGGAUAGUCACUGGAGGAUGUGACAACUUGAUUAAGAUAUGGAGGGAACAGGGUGACCAAUGGGUAGAAGAAAACAAACUUGAAAUGCACAUGGACUGGGUGCGAGAUGUUGCAUGGGCACCUUCCCUGGGGCUCCAACGCUCAAUGAUUGCCAGCUGCUCCCAAGAUAAAAGAGUUGUAAUUUGGACCAGUGAUGAUAAUGUCUCUUGGAAUCCCACCAUUUUAAAUACCUUUGAUGAUGUAGUUUGGAGUGUAAGCUGGUCUCUUACCGGUAAUAUCUUGGCUGUAUCAGGAGGCGACAAUAAAGUGAGUCUCUGGCGUGAAGGUGCUGAUGGACAAUGGUUAUGCAUCAGUGAAGUUGCCAAAGGCUUGGGACAAACACCAAAUGAUGAACGAAGCACACUUUGA
This is a messenger RNA of Arctia plantaginis, 942 nucleotides long. The record is from the annotation of a GenBank genome assembly. Lineage: Eukaryota; Metazoa; Arthropoda; Insecta; Lepidoptera; Erebidae.